Thermothelomyces thermophilus ATCC 42464 is the source of this 1737-nucleotide messenger RNA. RefSeq lists its product as uncharacterized. The transcript is spliced from 5 exons. Gene Ontology annotation, biological process: mitochondrial tRNA methylation; tRNA N1-guanine methylation. Bases 47 to 1486 code for a protein of 479 amino acids. NCBI's taxonomy places the organism in Eukaryota, Fungi, Ascomycota, Sordariomycetes, Sordariales, Chaetomiaceae. Gene Ontology annotation, cellular component: cytoplasm; mitochondrial matrix. The record is from RefSeq and is a predicted model, not a curated record.
AUUUCGUUCCCGAGACGACAAGACUGCGUGCUGACAUUGGACAACCAUGAGCGGGCCUGGGAACAUUUUCGAGGUGGAAGGGGACAUGGUCAUUUUUCGGUGCCCCAUCGUCCGCUCUGGCACUGCGGCGCUCAACCGCGCCCUCUUCAGCAAAACCAUCCCCAUCGCUGCCGCCGCCCUGCAUGACAACAAAUCCAUCUCUAAGUACCGAAAAUUGCUUGAAGCCAGCAGGGAGAUUCUACAUGCCGAAAGGAUAUCUCCUAUUGCCCCUCAUCCGGACCAGGCCCUCGCCAAUAAGGGCCGCAAGUGUCUGCUUCUUAACCCAAAUGUCAAAGCCGAAGCCUCUGAUACUUGGGGACCAGUUGUCAAAGAUGGGGUCCAGAAGGAGGAGUUGACUGUCAUCCCUUAUGAGCUGCGGCUCAACUACGACUACUGGACAUUUCGAGAUGUUAUGGCGUCCAUCUUGCCCGAAGAAUUGCAUGACGAGAUCCCCUCCGGCUUCAACAUUGCCGGCCACGUGGCACAUCUCAACUUGCGGGAAAAUUAUCUCCCCUACAAAUACUUGGUUGCGGAGAUCAUCCUCGACAAGAACCCUCAAAUCAAAACCGUCAUUAACAAGAUCGACAAUGUCGGGUCCGAUUCCGAGUUCAGGACGUUCCAGUACGAAGUCCUGGCAGGGCCGGACGACCUGAACGUGCAGGUCAGCGAGAACGACUGCAUCUUUGACUUUGACUACUCCAAGGUCUAUUGGAACAGCAAACUCGAGUCGGAACACCGCCGGCUCAUCAACAUGUUUCAGCCGGGCGAGGUCGUGUGCGACGUAAUGGCCGGCAUUGGGCCCUUUGCCGUGCCGGCAGGCAAGAAGCGCGUCUUUGUCUGGGCCAACGACAAGAAUCCCGAGAGCUUCAAGUGUCUCGAGGCCGCCAUCAAGAAGAAUAAAGUCUCGCCUUUUGUCCGCCCCUUCUGCGAGGACGGCCGAACCUUCAUCCACAAAGCUGCCGAUUCGGUCCUCGAGGCCUCCCGGAACGGCGAAUGCGCCGUUCUGGCCCCGAAGAAACCUAGGACUCCCAACCCGCAGAAUACAGCCCCGCCGAAAGAGGAGCGCAUUCCCAUCCCGCCGACCAUAUCCCACUUCGUCAUGAACCUGCCCGCGUCCGCCAUCGAGUUCCUCCCGAACUACCGCGGCCUGUACGCCGGCCGCGAGGCCCUCUUCGCCCCGCACACGGCGACCAAGCUGCCCCUGGUGCACGUGCACUGCUUCUCGGUCAAGGCGGAUGACGAGACGCCCGUGCGGGACAUCUGUGAGCGCAUCACCAAGGAGCUGGGCUUCAGGUUCCGGCCCGCCGCCGACGGGGAAGGGGAAAGCGCGGCGGAUGCGGAAGGGGUGAUCAAGAUACACCGUGUAAGGGAUGUCGCGCCUGCCAAGAGUAUGUACUGUGCAACCUUCAGGCUGCCGGCAGCGGUCGCUUUUGCGGCAAGGGAAUAAAGCACAAACGUGGCACGCGAGGGGCCAUUCCGGAGGAGGGAGGUUGGGAGAGGGACGGCGGUAUACAGACUCCAUCUGCGUGCUGGCAUCUUCGUUUUCCUCUUCUGCUCCAAAUCGCCACGUCAGGGUGCGAGACUACAACGAUCGCGUGCUUUGUCCUAGCGAGCAGACAACCAGUCAUACCGAUGACUCCUCCCUCCCCUCCCCUUUCUCCCUCGCCCUUCUUGAGGCAUCUCGGCUACUCUGAGGAC